Thermothielavioides terrestris NRRL 8126 is the source of this 609-nucleotide messenger RNA. RefSeq lists its product as uncharacterized. Bases 1 to 609 code for a protein of 202 amino acids. The transcript is spliced from 3 exons. The record is from RefSeq and is a predicted model, not a curated record. NCBI's taxonomy places the organism in Eukaryota, Fungi, Ascomycota, Sordariomycetes, Sordariales, Chaetomiaceae.
AUGGCCUGGAGAAGCGGUCGGCUGCUCAGGACUGUGGCUGUCGCUUGUCCACAUGCCUGCUCUCUGUCGAGCAUAUGCGGCCACUGGGUUCCUCGCAACACCAGUAAGCUGGCAGAAGCCUCUCCAAACUGGCCAGGACUUGCGCGGUCCCUCGCGGCCUCGCGGGUGGGACGGGAGCACCGACAAAGGCGGGAGCACCCGCGCUGGGGUGCUCCACCGGCGGGGUCUGACAGGCAGCAGGCAGCAAUCAGCAAGGCAGCAGACCGCUGCGGAUGGUCCGUGCACGGGCCUCGAAGGACUGAGGACGACUUAGUCCGUGCAGCGGUCCUCGCCUGUGGGGUCACCUGGUUGGCGGGGUGGAGGUCCUGCAAGGCGGCUGCUGAGCCUCUGCGCAAGGAAUGCGCAGCCGUCCGAGGCGUGCGCCAACCAACCGCCAAGCACGCAAGUCAACCGUCCGAACCAUGGGAACCACAGGAAAUCCAGGAUUCCAGGAACCGGCAGGUCGAACAUGGUGGCAGUCGCCUGUCUUCCGCCGCAAUCCUCAUGGGUUUGCAUAUGUGCAUCCGUCACGCCCUGGCGGUCUUCGGCCAUGUAGAGUUGUUCGUAUAA